Messenger RNA from Oncorhynchus masou masou (cherry salmon), 1987 nucleotides. It is a transcript of the gene asnsd1, whose product is annotated as asparagine synthetase domain containing 1. Gene Ontology annotation, molecular function: asparagine synthase (glutamine-hydrolyzing) activity. Lineage: Eukaryota; Metazoa; Chordata; Actinopteri; Salmoniformes; Salmonidae. The record is from RefSeq and is a predicted model, not a curated record. The transcript has 3 exons. The coding region runs from base 1 to 1845 and encodes 614 amino acids.
AUGUGUGGUAUUUGCUGUGUACUGAGCUUGUCCCCCUCCCAGCUUGUGCUCGAGAAGUGUGUGCAUGAAAACCUAAGGAAAAGAGGGCCUAACUCCAGUUGCAACAUCACCAAAACAGCUUCAAAUCCCCACUACCAGUGUCUGUUCUCUGCUCACGUACUUCACAUGAGAGGUUGCCCUGCCCCUCAGCCAGCACAAGACCGUAACAGCAAUGUAUUGAUGUGGAAUGGAGAGGUUUUUGGAGGACUGUUAUUGAGACCAGAAGAGAAUGACACUGACGUUCUUUCCCACCACCUCGCAGCCUGCCACAGCCCUACAGAGAUCCUGUCUGUCCUGGGCAAUGUCCGAGGACCCUGGGCUUUCACUUAUUACCAACAGGCUGGACACUAUCUUUGGUUUGGGAGAGACUUCUUUGGCCGGCGAAGCCUGCUUUGGCAAUAUGAUGCUGAGGAGAAGUCUUUGACUCUGACGUCUGUGGCCGCCUGUCUCCCUGGCUCUGACCGACCACCACAGUGGCAAGAGGUUCCAGCAGUUGGUGUUUACAGGAUUGAUCUGAGGGCAUUUGCAGAGUCUGGCUGUUUGACCUUUGAGGUUUAUCCAUGGGUUCAUGCAGGUGAUAAUCUAUCGUCUGUUUGUCAUGAAUCUAAGUGGGAGGGUCUACCAAGUUACACCUCAGCAAUGAUGAACAAUUCAGGUCUCUCCCUCAUGUCUCCAGUUUGCCCACUGAACAUGUCAAUCCCUCAGUUGUUGGAGAUAGAACAUGAUCCAAGCUUACAGUCCUCAGUUGAAGACCUGGAGGUGUUGCUGAAGUCUGGUGUGAGAGAGCCUGUGGUAAAUCGUCUCAUUGAUGUUCUCAGUGAGGCAGUACGGAGGCGUGUGCAAUGUCUUCCCUUUGAUACACAGGUGACAUCACCACUGACCAAUGACCAGGCAGCAAUUGCAAUUCUUUUCUCAGGAGGGAUUGAUUCCAUGGUUCUGGCUGCCCUGGCCGACCGCCACAUCCCAACCCACCAACCAAUCGAUCUUCUGAAUGUGGCAUUCAAACUGCAGGAACCAAAAAUUGUGAAGGGGUCUACCAAAAAAAGCAAAAAGCACAAAACGAAGCCAAUGGAUUCUAAAACUGACGUUCCUGAUUCCAAUGUGUACAACCCCUUCAGCGUUCCAGACAGGAUCACUGGUAGAGCAGGUCUGCAAGAGCUUCAGGACUUGAACCCAGAGAGAAGAUGGAAUUUUGUUGAAAUCAACAUUUCUCUGGAAGAGCUGCAGAAAAUGCGCCAGGAGCACAUCUGUCACCUGGUGCACCCAUUGGAUACCGUGCUGGAUGACAGCAUUGGAUGUGCUGUGUGGUUUGCGGCGAGAGGAACCGGCUUCCUCACAGAAAGCAACGAAGAGAGGGGGUUCACAUCAUCUGCCAAGGUGAUUUUGACCGGUAUUGGAGCGGAUGAGCAGCUGGCAGGGUACUCCAGACACCGAGUCCGCUUCAAGACCUCUGGGCAAGAGGGUCUGGUCCAAGAGCUGGCCAUGGAACUAGGCAGAAUCUCCACCAGGAAUCUGGGUCGAGAUGACAGAAUCAUAGGGGACCACGGGAAGGAGGCUAGGUUUCCCUAUUUGGAUGAGGAUGUGGUGUGUUUCCUGAAUGCCCUGCCAGUGUCUGAUAAGGCAGAUCUGUCUCUGCCUCGAGGUGUAGGGGAGAAACUGCUGCUGAGGUUGGCUGCCAAGAAACUGGGUCUGGGGGCGUCUGCUCUACUGCCUAAGAGAGCCAUGCAGUUUGGUUCCCGCAUUGCAAAGAUGGAAAACAGCCACGAGAAGGCCUCAGACAAGUGCAAGAGACUCCUUACAUCUUAGAUCAGCAUAACAUUUCAUCUAUUUUUUUUACACUAUUGACAUAAAGCAACUAAGUCAUCCUCUUUAUUAGGGUCACAGUGAACUACAAUAUGAACAGAUGUGUUAAUUUCCAAUAAAUAUACAAAUUUUGAUUGUAAUAUCA